AUCAAUUGUUUAAUUGUCUCAUAAACCUCCCAUUGUCUCGCUUAUGCAUAAAUUAACGCGCAGAGUAACAUGACUCGACGUCAAACGCGAAACGUAAACAUACAACACAACAUUUCACGUAUCGUGUUAUGUGCGCCACAGCGGUAUUUCCAGAGUGGUAUUUUUUGGUUGAGUACGUGAAUUUCAGACAUGUUCAACGGCAUUAACCAGAGAAUUUUCAUGUCGGUUUCGAUGUUUGGAGCCCCCACGCCGACAGUAGAUUGGAACACACGGCCGAAACCAAAGAACAAGUCGGCCAAGUCCAAGGCGAGAUCCGCGCGGGCCGAAUUUGGCAGCGGGCCCGUGAAGAAAGGAAAGGGUGUUCGGAGUCUGCUGGGCCGUCUCAACUGCUGCCUUCGGGAGCCCGAGGUGGAAACUGACUCCUUGGAUGCCAUGGAGAGGGGGGAGGCACUGGACGUGGUGGAUGUUGAUUCGGUGGAAAUCAAAACGAGCCCACAGCAGAGUGGUGGUUCCUCCAGCUGUCCAGCAACAACCCCAAGUCCGGGUGACGACCAGCAGAGCAGGCAAUCCUCAACUCCCAGUACUGAGGACGGGAAGGCUAACGAGGGGAAAAGAAGACCCUCUGGGUUGGCCAAGAAGGGCGGACUUGGUGGUCCUUUCCGACGAGCCUGCGGAUACCUCAGGGAUUUUUGGAAUAAGGGAUCGAGAACACCCAUGCCACCCGGAGGUCCCCCAGGCUUCUAUGAGGUUGCAAAUGGAUCUUGUUUCAUCCUAGAUCUUCAGGUGCCUCUGAGCCUGAAAAGGUCUCCACAAAUUCCAACGUGGAGACCAACCAUCUUACUUCAGGCAUCCCUGGACCAACAAAACAUCGUGGAAAGGGGGCAACCAGGGGAGCGGGAAGCACCAAGGAGGGGGACAGGUGGAAGGCAGUAG
Patiria miniata (bat star) is the source of this 933-nucleotide messenger RNA. RefSeq lists its product as uncharacterized. The transcript is spliced from 3 exons. The coding region runs from base 190 to 933 and encodes 247 amino acids. NCBI's taxonomy places the organism in Eukaryota, Metazoa, Echinodermata, Asteroidea, Valvatida, Asterinidae. The record is from RefSeq and is a predicted model, not a curated record.